AUGAGAAAAGUUACGUCACGUUGGGUUGCUCAUAAACUCAGUGACGAACAAAAGCAACAACGACUUAGAAUUUGUCGUCAAAAUCUAGCAAAAUUUCGGAGUGGAAAAUGGAGAUUAUCUGAUAUCGUUACUGAUGAUAAGAGAUGGAUUUAUCAUAGGCAGAUUGGUCGAAAGUCAAGUAAUGCUACAUGGAUUAGUGGAAAUGAACUGCCAAGAACCGUUAUUCAUCGAAAUAAAUCUGAACCCAAAUCAUUGUUUUGUUUAUUCUUUAAAUCAAACGGUCCUAUUCUUAUACAUAAAGUUGACAAAGGCAAGGCUAUCGAUCACAACUAUUACAUUGAAAAUUGUCUCAAACCAGUUAUCAAUGAAAUACGAAAACAAGAAAAAUUAUCAGGCACAAAAGGUAUCAAAUUGCUUCAUGAUAAUGGCAGUUCUCAUACUCAUCGGGAUGUUAUUGACUAUUUAACAGAAGAAGGUAUUGAGAUAAUGCCACAUCCACCAUACUCACCUGACCUUGUACCCUGUGACUUUUGGCUCAAUGAUUACAUCAAGAGAAAUGUAACUGACCAAGAAAACGAAGAAUUACCAGCUCGAGCAGUUUGCGAGAUAGCGAACAAUAUUCCAGAAAAAGAGUUUAAAAAAACUUUUGACAAACUAUUAGAAAGAAUGGAGCUUUGUAUAAAUAAUAAUGGUGACUAUUUUGAACAUUUAUUAAAAUAA
This is a messenger RNA of Rotaria sp. Silwood2, 720 nucleotides long. NCBI's taxonomy places the organism in Eukaryota, Metazoa, Rotifera, Eurotatoria, Philodinida, Philodinidae. The record is from the annotation of a GenBank genome assembly.